Molecule: messenger RNA, 786 nt
Organism: Enterobius vermicularis (human pinworm)
Lineage: Eukaryota; Metazoa; Nematoda; Chromadorea; Rhabditida; Oxyuridae
Source: the annotation of a GenBank genome assembly
AUGACCGACAUUUCGUCACAUACGCUUUCAAAAAAUCUGGAUGGUUCAGCAGAGUCAUUCAGUAUAGUAGAGCAGCGUCAGAAUAUGCAGUUUUCUUCGAGCGGUCAAGAUGAGAAGGCGCUUAAAAAAGAAACUAACGAUUUGGAAGAAAGGUACGGUUAUUUUGUCGAUUUGGACGAGCGUGAUUACGGCAAUUCAAAGAUAUUUUAUAGUCUGAGACGUUAUACAGGACACCAAGGCUUCAGUGCAGCGAGUGGUCACUUGUAUAAUGGUUCACUCAACCGGGAAACUCAAAACGUCCACGGUGUUGCUGGAACGUCUAAUGAAAAUUUUAUUAAUAUUAACUUAGCAAAACCGACGGUUGAGGGAGUUAAGAAUAGUUCAAGUUCUGAGAUUAGCAAAAGUAUAACUAAUAUUCAACACAGUAUCAGUAGACUGCAUGUUCGCGCAUCAUCUAAAGAUCAAUCUCUUAAUUGCUCAGCAGAAAGCUCGUUUCCAAAAAAACACCACCGCAAACACCGGAGAUCGUACAUCUCGUCCUGCCUGUUGUCAGGACGCGUGUAUUUGCCGUUGCAGUACGCAAAGCACACACUUGAAACUGUUUAUGAAGGUCCUGUUGAAGACUUGGAAGAACAGGAAGAGACUAAGGAGGAUACUGCUGAGGAUAAAAUUUGCGAGAUGUAUCUGUGGUGUGGAUACUGUGUGCUAGGAGACGACUGCCCGUAUGCAGACUCUCACGAAGGCGGUGAGUCGGAAGAUUGGCCGAUGCCUAUUAGCAGCUACUGA